GUGAACACGCGGGCGUCUGCAUACAUCUUGCUCUCGGCGAUCGUCAUCUUUUUCAUGAGCUCGCGUUCGCAUCAACGACCUGGAGUAUGGCCUUAGCAUUGUUAGCCGAUUUUCUACGACGAAUGCGUUUGGACUUCUUCCUGACACCCGCAACCACGCUUCGUACCAGGGUUCUACGAUGUGAUCCGUCCUCUAUCCUUUUCGACAACGACACUCCCAGAUUCUCCGACUCAGAAACGGAAAAAGCUUUACGACAAGCAUCAGAUAUCCUCCACUCCCUACAACCUCUUGCAUUUCCAACAGAGACGGUGUAUGGCUUAGGAGCACUAGCUUUGGAGCCCACCGCAGUCGCACGCAUUUUCUCGACGAAGGGCAGGCCGCCAGAUAAUCCGCUCAUUGUUCAUGUUUCUUCUCAUGCAAUGCUUCGUCGCCUCCUUCCAACGAAUUAUGUGAUACCUCCAAUCUACGAAUUGCUCAUGAAGCACUUUUGGCCGGGAGCGUUGACGCUUCUAUUCCCCACCGACCCUUCCCUUGUUCCUCCAAUAAUAACAGCAAACCAACAAACCGUAGCGGUGCGCAUGCCCUCUCAUCAUGUUGCCCGAGCAUUGAUAGCCGUAGCGGAUGCACCUAUUGCUGCACCGAGUGCGAACUCGUCCGGAAAGCCCAGUCCUACUCGUGCAGAGCACGUUCUCCGAGAUCUGGACGGGAAAAUCCAGUUGGUCUUAGACGGCGGUGCAUGCGGCGUUGGGCUGGAGAGUACCGUUUUGGACGGCCUCAAUAAAGAUGGCAAUCUUCGCAUUUUGAGGCCUGGAGGUGUCACUGUGGAAGAUCUGGAGAGAGUAAUCACCACUGCAUAUCGUGGAGGCGAAUCUGUCCCUAGGGUUUUGGUUCAUAGACGCGACUAUAGAGACGAAGUCAUGGAACAAGCUCCAACCACGCCCGGGAUGAAGUAUAGGCAUUAUUCACCGGCAGUACCCGUUAUUUUGGCGUGUACGGUCUCUACACCUCCGUCAGGUGUCGAGAAUGUAUCAGCUGCCUCUUUCGUGGAUUCCCUAAGAAAACAUUAUGCAUCAGAUAAAGGUCUUAAAGUCGGUAUUCUGGCUCCGUCAGAUUCGUCAUUUGCAGCACGGUUAUCUGCGCUGGAGGGGAUCAACUGGCAGCAUUAUUCCCUUGGCCCAGCCGCAGAGCCAGCAAUCGCGGCGCAGCGUUUAUUUGAUGGUUUGCUUUCUCUGGACCAGGAUGGCGUCGAUGUGAUUGUCGUUGAGGAACUCAAGGAAGAACGUGAAGGACUGGCUUUCAUGAAUCGAGUGCGCAAGGCUGCCGGAGAUUCGGUAUGGGUUCGGACAUAGACUAGGAUAAUGGCGAUUAUAGAUAGAGCUCGCAUGUAACGUGUGUAUACAUUUCUCUCGACUAACAGUGUCAAAAUAGUACUCAGCUUUGUUAUUGGUACUCUAGAUAUCCUUUGCAAGGAAUACACCGAUUGAUCAGGAUGUAGAUGGUUCCU
This is a messenger RNA of Somion occarium, 1504 nucleotides long. The record is from the annotation of a GenBank genome assembly. Lineage: Eukaryota; Fungi; Basidiomycota; Agaricomycetes; Polyporales; Cerrenaceae.